AUGUUCGAUGUAAUUCCCAAGCCACUUCUUGUUCAACGGUUCAAGUAAUCAAAUAUAUUGUACAAUGACUUUGUUUUUAACAGCAACAGGUGAAAGAACUUCAUUAACGGGAAUUGAAGUUGGGUUGGGCUUGAAUGCUGCAGAAAAAGUAUGGACGAUGCUCAGGGCAGUUGGAGACAUGGCAUUUGCUUUUGCAUAUUCUACCGUUUUGAUUGAAAUCCAAGAUACGUUGAAGUCUUCACCACCAGAAAAUCAAACAAUGAAGAAAGCUAACACAAUAGGUAUGUCUACAGCAACAACUCUAUACUUGUUUUGCAGUUGUCUGGGUUAUGCUGCUUUUGGUGACCAUGCGCCCGUUCUUGAAAUGGCAUUGCCUUUCUUCAAUGACAUCCUUGCUCUCCUUGAGGCAAUUGGGUUCUGGCCCAUGACCGUGUACUUCCCUGUGGAAAUUUGCAGCAGCUUGUGGAUCCCUCCAGGGGUUGAAUCAGGCUCUCAAGUCGUCCAAGCCCUUCAAUCUCCAGUCUCCAGUCUCCAGUCUCCAGUCUCCAGUCUCCAGUCUCUUUUGUCGUUUUGCACUAUAACUUUUUCUGUUUGCUCAAUCUUUUGUCCUCAACUCAUCUGUGAUUCCCUUCAAGAUCAAGAUCUCACCGUGCCAUCACUACCCAUUGCGCUGUGCAACCACAACAAUGCUUCUAUUUGCUCAAUCCUCUAUCCUCAACUCCUCAUCCCAUCUAUGAUUCCCUUCAAGAUCAAGAUCUCAUUGUGUCGUCACUACCCAUUGUACUGUGCAACCACUGCAAUGCUCAUCGCUCACCACUCACCUCCAGCUCCAAGGUUGGGUCAUCCUCCUCAGUCCUCACCUUCAAGCUCUCACUGUGCCGUCACUUCCCUUGAAAUCGAUAGUGGCUAGCUAUUGCCUAAGUUGCCUCCACUCCACUCAUGGGUCACCACUCGCCUUCAGCUUAGGUUGUCCUUCUUCCUCUGCAGCUUUACCUUCAAUUCUCAAGCUUUCAAACUCCAACGUCCAGGUAUCAAUUAGCUACAGUUUUUGUGCUUUGGUGCUUAUGAUUUAGAGAAUCAAAAUAAAUGAUAGUUUUAUUU
Messenger RNA from Rubroshorea leprosula, 1101 nucleotides. NCBI's taxonomy places the organism in Eukaryota, Viridiplantae, Streptophyta, Magnoliopsida, Malvales, Dipterocarpaceae. The record is from the annotation of a GenBank genome assembly.